GGCGCAGGUUGACCCAGACGCAGAGCGCGACGAUCUUGGCGAUUGCCGAAGCUAUCGCUGGCCCUCUUCCUGAAGCCGUCGCGAAGGACGUCGUUUCGGGGCAUCUCAAGACCGUUCACAGCUUCACGGAUGGAACAGACAAUUGUGUACCGACGGAGGACGAACUAUUCGCCACGACGCAGGUGCAUCCGCGAGAACUUGAUGUUGUUGCAAGCAUGGAAACGAUGCUUCAAAAGCUUCCUGCGGACAAGUGGAUAGAGUUUGCUCAAGUUCUGUACUUGCUCUCGACGGGGUGGGGAACCAAACUCGUGACGGCAUCAUCGCGCGCGGUACCCUUCCACGAGCUCACAACGAACGAGAGGGAAGACGCCCUGCGGAACCUGGCGUCCUCAUCAUUUGCCAAACUUCGAUCGCUAUUCCAAGCGUUGAAGGCCCUCGUUUCGUUUUGCAUGUUUGCCAAGGCGCGGACGGUCCAUGGCAAACAGAAUCCGCUGUGGGCGAAUCUCCACUACGCUGGCCAGCCGCAGGAGAAAAAGCGCCCACCACGGUCGCAUUUUUGGGAACCGACCUUCAUCGACGUCCGGACGCUAGCCAACGGGACCGCCGAGGUCGUUCAACUGGAGGCGGAUGUGGUCGUGAUCGGGUCUGGCGCCGGUGGCGGCGUUGUCGCGGCGGAGCUGGCGAAAGCAGGACACAAGGUGGUCGUGCUCGAAAAGGCAUCAUACGUGCACCCGUCCGACGCGUCGUUCAACGAGCUGCAAGGGUUCUGGAAUAAUUUCGAAAGCGCCGCGCUACUGACGUCCGAGGACUUGUCCAUGAUGCUCCUGGCCGGGUCGGCAUGGGGUGGCGGCACCUAUAUCAACUGGAGUGCCUCGCUACCGCCGCCCAAGGUCCUUUGCGAAGAAUGGGCAACCAAGUACAAUUUGCCCUAUUUCAACUCACAGGCGUUCCAGGACGCCAUCCAUGCAGUGUGCACACGUGCAGGUGUGUCGGCGGAUGCAGUGCGCCACAACGUUCCGAACCGAGUGCUCGUCGACGGCGCGAGGAAGCUCGGGUACCCCGUCGACGCGGUGCCCCAAAACACAAACGGCAGCGUCCACGAGUGUGGGUUCUGUACGCUGGGCUGUCCGUACGGUGAAAAGCAAGGAUCGCACAUGACGUGGUUCAAAGACGCAGCCGACGCCGGCGCCACCUUUGUCGACGGGUGCUUUGUCGAAAAGGUGACGUACUCGCGCAGACAAGCUACGGGCGUCGAAGCGACUGUCCUGAACGGGACGGUGCGACUCGUGGUCAAGGCCAACACAGUCGUGAGCUGCGCCGGCAGUCUCCACACCCCCGCGCUCCUGCUUCGGUCAGGGUUGUCCAACCCCAACAUCGGUCGCCACCUCCGGCUGCAUCCUGUCACGACGGUCCACGGGUUCUUUCCGCAAAAGCACGUGCAAAGCUGGUCCGGGUCGAUCCUCACCGCGGUGUGCAACGUCGUUCGCAACAUUCAUGGAGAGGGAUAUGGCGCCCGCAUUGAAAUCCCAGCGUCGUUGAUGGGCCUCACGGCGUCGCUUUUGCCGUGGCGAAGUCGCGCCGACUUGCAUCGCCUCAUGCUGCAGUACCCACAUCUCGUCAACAUGAUUGUGCUGGCGCGGGACUUGGACUCGUCCAGCAGCGUUGUCCUCGACGCGGAUGGUAUGUGUCCACUCUGGCUGUCGCUGUGUUGGAUCUGCUCCUGGAGCCAUUCGCUGCUGCAGGCCGACCGCGCAUCAAGUUUCAACUGGGAACCAAGGACAGUACGUCGUUGGUAGAGGGACUCAUUGCGGGGGCAAAAGUUCUGCUCGUCCAAGGCGCCGUAGAGGUCAACACGACCCAGUUCGACCUCCCGCCGCUACGACUGUCCACCGAGGAAGAUGUAGCCAACCCCAUCGAGUGUGCCACAACGCAGCGAUGGAUCGAGCAGGUUCGCGCGCUUGGUGCAGUUCCAAACCGUCUUGGCAUCAUGAACGCCCAUCAAAUGGGGAGCUGCCGCAUGGGGGCGUCGCCUCAAGACGGCGCGGUGAAUCCCGACGGCGAGAGCUGGGAAGUCCGAGGUCUGUACGUGGCCGAUGCCUCGCUCUUCCCCACCGCGUCCGGAGUCAACCCCAUGGUCACGACGUUUGCAAUGGCGUACUCGGUCGCGCAGUUUGUAAAGGCCAACGUUUCCGAUCGCACGAACGCCGGGCAAAAGAUCUUUCUCAAGUCGUUGACGGUGCGCCAGUCGUGGUCGGCAUUGUGGUCGGCCAUCUGGGCCAAGACGGGGCGGCAGCUCCACAGCACCGUCAAGGUCUUGAUUGCGAUUGUUGCGCUGCGCCACACGAACGCCUGGAUGGCCAUGUGGAAGUGGGUCGUCGCAUGCGUCAACAAGUGAGCCGGCGAGUAACGUGUCCAAUCCCAUCCGUUGUGUCAUGUCAGCAUGGCGUGGCGCUCGUCCCAGCAUGGAUGCUGUUGACGGGAUCUGCGUCCACUAGUUCGAACAAGGAAAGGGCUGUCUCAUGGCGUGGCUGUCGCUGGCCUCGCGACCACGGAGCAGUGUACUGACGGAGGCAUGACUGCAGGUCGUACCUUUCAAACACCGAAAGCUCUUUCUCGGCAUGUGCGCCAGAAAACACUCUCCAUUCCACCACUGCCCCACCGACACAAACGUGCACUGGGUUUAGAUUUUCUGUACAACGCGACGUCCACCUCCCCCACCGCACACGGGAAACUGACUCCAAGAGAUCGAGGUCGACCAGUUCGAUUGUUGUGGUGUCAGCCGCUUCGUUGCGCUCGCACGGUGCAUGGCCGCCUGGACUGUGCUUGCCUUUCGAGCUCCUUGCCUCCGUUGUCGCUGGCCUUCGCACGGCGGUUCGGUCGCUGCAGCCUGCACCCCUUCGAAGGAUUGCAUAAAGCACUCCAUUGCGCGGCGCCGGUGGACUAUCAACGAUCCGAGUCGCG
This is a messenger RNA of Aphanomyces invadans, 2961 nucleotides long. RefSeq lists its product as hypothetical. The record is from RefSeq and is a predicted model, not a curated record. Bases 216 to 1796 code for a protein of 526 amino acids. The transcript is spliced from 7 exons. Gene Ontology annotation, molecular function: flavin adenine dinucleotide binding; long-chain-alcohol oxidase activity. NCBI's taxonomy places the organism in Eukaryota, Oomycota, Saprolegniomycetes, Saprolegniales, Verrucalvaceae.